CCUCUGCGCUGCUCCCUUCGUCCCUUUCCUUUCGCUGGUUUCUUUCGUCUUUGGUUUGUCGGUCAGAUAUAUCUUUUGUCCCAGUACAUCUUCAUUUUCUUCUCCAGUCGUUCCUUUCUCAUCCCGUUCUUGUGUCGAGUUGCUUUCUGUUGGUCGACGGCGCAAGCGCAUGCUUCUGUAAUACUUCACUUCACUUGGACACUUUCAGUAUGGCGGCACCACCAGUCAGACAAUGGGGAGUUACCCCUCCCAUCUCCACCGUUUUACCGACCCCCGACGAGCUUGCAGCAAACGAUGAUCUUAUCACGGAGUUGAAGGUGCAGAAUAAUUUUGAGAGCCCUGCGGAGACGGAACGAAGGAAACAAGUAUUGCAGCUCAUCCAGCGUGUUACCGUUGAAUUCGUCAAAACAGUCAGUCGGAAGAAGGGUCUCUCUCAAGCAGCCGUCGAGGCCGCCGGAGGGAAGAUCUUCACGUACGGAAGUUAUCGCCUGGGUGUUUAUGGACCAGGCUCGGAUAUUGAUACCUUGGUUGUCGGCCCAAAGCAUGUUAUUAUCGAUGACUUCUUUUCGGAUUUCCCACCGAUUCUAGAGAAGAUGGCUGCUCCGGGAGCUAUCGAGAAGAUGACUCCGGUCCCCGACGCCUACGUUCCGAUCAUCAAACUCGAAUUGUCCGGCAUCAGUAUUGAUUUGAUCUUUGCUCGCUUGAUCAUUCCUUCGAUUCCUAUGAACUUGGAUCUUAAGAACAAUGAUUACUUGCGGGGUUUGGAUGAGAGGGAGGUGCGGUCGCUUAACGGCACUCGUGUGACGGAUGAAAUCUUGGAGCUCGUGCCCCAGCAGAAGACAUUCCGGCUUGCUUUGCGCGCUAUUAAGCUUUGGGCUCAGCGCCGUGCGAUUUAUUCGAACAUUGUCGGUUUCCCGGGUGGUGUUGCUUGGGCCAUGUUGGUGGCGAGAGUGUGUCAGUUGUACCCUCAGGCUACUGGCUCGGUGAUUGUGGGCAAAUUCUUUCGCAUCAUGAAUAAGUGGGCUUGGCCCCAGCCGGUUCUUUUGAAGCCGAUUGAAGAUGGGCCUCUGCAGAUGAAGGUCUGGAACCCCAAGAUCUACCACGGCGACCGUUUCCACCUGAUGCCUAUCAUCACUCCUGCCUACCCCUCUAUGUGUGCGACCCACAACGUCUCAAUGUCCACCAAAGCAGUCAUUCUUCGUGAACUCCAGCGUGGUGGAGACAUCGUGGACAAGAUUUUCUUGAAACAGCUGCGCUGGGAAGAUUUGUUCGCGCGACACACAUUCUUCACCAAGGAUUACAAAUACUACCUCAGCAUCACCGCAUCGAGCAGAACCAAGGAGGCAGAGUCAGUCUGGUCUGGCCUUGUUGAAUCUAAGAUCAGACAUCUUGUUGGAGCUCUGGAUAGGAAAGCAACUAUUGCCAUCGCGCACCCCUUUCCCAAGGGAUUUGAGAGAGUUCAUCGUGUCUCUUCGGAGGAGGAAAUCGAGGCUGUUAAGACCGGAUCUACCAAGUAUCAAGAUAAGGGAACAAAGACUGAGACCACCGAUGAGAUGAAGGAUGCGGCCCAUCAGGCUGCGGCCCAGAACGGGGCAGAGAACACUGAUGUUGCAGCAGCCGAGAAUAAGCCCGUUGAUGACACUCAUGUCAUGUAUACGACGACUUACUAUAUCGGGUUGGAGCUCAAGCCACUCGAGCCAGGUGCCUCCCGGUCGCUGGAUAUCUCGACCGAUGCCCAGAUCUUCAAGUCGACGUGUACCUCGUGGCCAGGAUACCAGCCCGGUAUCAAUGAUCUAGCGAUCACCCACGUCCGCAACAUAAGUUUCCGAUUAACUCCCGUCAGCUUUGAUCUUCCCGAGGAUGUGUUCCAACCGGGAGAGACUCGCCCUACCCGCCCGAAGAAGAAGAUCGUCAAGAAAGCCGAGAUCAGUGGCCAGAAGCGCAACAUCGAAUCCUUGGACGACCCGUCCCACCCCGCUGCCAAACGCCAAGUCCCCUCCAACGGAAUCGUCAAUACAGCAAUGCCCGCCUGA
Messenger RNA from Aspergillus vadensis CBS 113365, 2033 nucleotides. RefSeq names its product polynucleotide adenylyltransferase. The record is from RefSeq and is a predicted model, not a curated record. The transcript has 7 exons. Lineage: Eukaryota; Fungi; Ascomycota; Eurotiomycetes; Eurotiales; Aspergillaceae. Bases 210 to 2033 code for a protein of 607 amino acids. Gene Ontology annotation, cellular component: nucleus. Gene Ontology annotation, molecular function: poly(A) RNA polymerase activity; RNA binding.